UAUAUGUAAUAUAUUUCAUUCUUUCAAACAUUUUAAUUACAUUAGGGAUUUUGAGGGACCUUGUUGCAGUUAUGUUUCAAUAUGUUUAGGACAAAUACCGUAAAGCAUAACCACUGUCCCAUUUUCUCUAACAUUAUCGUUCCAUGGAGCCUUACAUCAAGAACUGUAAAAGAAGUCAGAAUUAUAGGCCUACACCAGUGUCCAGCCCUCUACGCCCAAAUGAAAUUCAUUUCUUGUUAGCCCGGCAUGGGGGACAUGAAGACCCCAGAUUUUGAUGACUUAUUGGCAGCGUUUGACAUUCCAGACAUCGAUGCCAAAGAGGCCAUUCAGUCUGCUCCCGAGGAAGCGGAAGGCCACCACAUCGGUGCUGGAGGAGUUGCAGGGAAAUCCAGUGGCAACGGAGCAGGGGUUGGAGGGAAUGGGAGCUCACUGUUAAGGCCAGCUAGCUCUCCAGACCACCACCAUCAUUCCCAAGCCCUAGCUCAUUCCUCACAGGGAGACCCAUCUGUUGUCAGUGUCAUUGUGAAGAACCGGGUGCGUCCUGACACUUUUGGGGAGACGGAGGUAGAUGUAGAUAAAGAUGACAUGGCUGGUAGUGGAGAGGUGGUGGGAGGAGUUGGUGGAGGAGUUGUCAUGGGCCCUAGAAUUCCAGGCCUGAUCUCUGAACCACUUGUUCACAAUGGAUUUGAGGCUAGCACUGCUUCCAUGGAUGCUACAUUGAGUCAGGCCCAAGGGCAGUCAAAUGGGGACCUGUGGGCACCCUGUUCUCCAAAAAUAGCAAGUGAGGGUGGGGGAAAUGGUAUGGGUGUAGGAACAGCCAACACUACAAAACAAAGUGGCAAUAUUUUCAACAGACUUAAACCCCUGAUAGCACAGAGUCCAGGGGACCCCAUGGGGAAGGUGCGCAAAAUGCUUCUCUUACAGCAACAACAGCAGCUUCAGGUACAGCAGCAAGAGCCCAUAUCUGAGGGGACAUGUAGGGCCAAGGCCUCAGCCCCAUGUGAUGCUGGUUCUACCUUGGUUCCUGGAGUCUCAGUAGGGAUGUCAUCUUCUUUCUUUGCACCUACCAUACCCAUGCACUCCAGUUCCUCCAUUCCCUCAUCUUCUCACACUGUCAGUUCACAUCUCGCUCACUCUGCCUUAAAUGAAGGCAUGCCAAACCCCUCUGGAGCACUCUCUCCAUCUCCCCUGCCCACCUCCCAGCCAUUCAAUGGUAGCCAACAAGGUGGGUUCCCCCACUUGGAAUUAGAAGAUGAAGAUUCAGAACCAGAUCUGGGGAGUCCGUUGGUAAUCCAGGAGAGCCCAGAUUCUCCAGCAUGCACUCCUCCAAAAUUCUCCCGGCGCCACAGGUCACCUCCUCAAAUUUUCAACACCACCUCUGCCCCUCCAAGUUCCUCAACGUCCACUUAUAUCAAGACUGAAGAGACUGCUCAAAGCGCAAGUCCUUCAUUACAGGCCACUGCUUCCCAGAGCUGGCAUGCUACACCACCUGCUUCCAGUCUGAACUCCACCCAUGAAGAAAUAAAAUCUGAGCAUGUUAUUGAGGAGCGGGACUCACCAGAGAGCCCUGAGCCCGAGAUGCCGUAUAGUGCACUCUCCAGCAGUUCAGUAUCUGCAGCCCCUGGUAGAAGCUCCAGUGCAGCUAUGGGUUCCAUUCCACUGGGGAAGGAGGAGAUGGAUGGAGGUAAAGAAAGGGAGGCUGUGGAUACAAAGGUAAGUGGCACCAGGCAUGUCAAAGCUGAAGCAGUGGAGGGAGAAAGAUCAGAAGAUGAAAAGAUGGAUGUGGAAGAUGGCGAGAAGUUUGACACAGGCGAUGCUGAUGGAGAGAAACCGCCCUCCCAGGUGGUGCCUGCUGGAGCUGUUACAUCUGCUGUCACACCUGGCACCCCCUCCAGGCCCCUCAAAGUGCGUAUCAAGACAAUCAAGACCUCCACAGGGGGAAUCACUCGAACAGUAACAAGAGUGGCACCCAAAGGAGCAGGAUCAGCGACUACAAAGGGGUCAGACUCCAAAGGUCCGUCAGGGGUACGCAAAGUCGCCAACAAGCCCAAGAAGGCCAGUGUCUCAUCCUCUGGUAGAGAAGGCAGCUCUCAGCAACAGGGUGCAAAAGGCAGCAUUAUGCCCGUGUCAACGCUUCAGGAUGCAAGCACAGCCAUGCUUUUGGCUGCCAGCAAAGCACAGAACAAAAUGGCUGCCUCCUCUGACAAGACCAAGGUCUCCGCUACAGCUGUCAGCAUCACAAGAACUGCUGCUCUUCCUGCAAUCUCAUCGUCCUCCAAUGCCGUCUCCUCUCCAAAAUUUGGCAUGAGCACCAGUGGGAUCAGUGUGCGCCCAGUGGGGCAGAAAGUAGUUAAUGGUGGCACUACUACCACCCAGAUCUCCAAGCCAGCUUCAAUAGUGAACAGCACUGGUGCUGUCAUCUCCCGCAGCCAGUCCAGUCUCGUGGAAGCCUUCAACAAGAUUCUGAACAGCAAGAACCUGUUGCCGAGCUACCGGCCAGACCUCUCAACACCUCUGCCACCCGAGUGGAGCCUCCCGCUGCCAGCCAAUGGCUAUCGGUGUCUGGAAUGUGGGGAUGCCUUUGCUCUGGAGCGCAGCCUGGCAAGGCACUAUGACCGCCGCUCACUGCGCAUCGAAGUCACCUGCAACCACUGUGCCAAGCGGCUCGUGUUUUUUAAUAAAUGCAGCCUGCUGCUCCAUGCUCGCGAACACAAGGAGCGUGGACUGGUCAUGCAGUGCUCCCAUCUGGUCAUGCGGCCUGUCUCCAUCGAGCAAAUGAUUGGCCAACAGGACACUACCCCCAUUGGAAUGCUGUCUCCCUCCCUUUCCUCUCCAUCCCUCACUUCCCCCUCCACAGCUUCUGUGGCUACAGCUCCUACCGCUGCAGCCCCCAGCUUGAUGAAGGAGGAGCCGGCCGCUCAGCCCAGCCCUGUCCGUCGGGCCUCUGACGGCACACAGGUGCUGCUGCCUCUACCCUGUAAGAAGGGAGAGGAGUUGCAGUAUAACGACUUCAAGUGCCCAGAGUGCCACACCCAGUUUGGGGGCAAAGCAGAGCUGGUGGCCCAUUUCCAGGAAGUUAAAGCAGCUUCAAACACUUCUUGCAUGCUGUGCUCCCCGGCCAUGAUGUUGCCCAACGCCUGCAGUGCUUCAGCUCACCAGCGCAUCCACAAACAUCGUUCCCCCUAUGUCUGCCCAGAGUGUGGAGGUACUGCCCGGCAAACCAGUUUCCAGACCCACCUGGAAGAGGCCUGCCUACACUUUGCACGCCGCAUUGGCUACAGGUGUUCCAGUUGCCAGGUGGUGUUUGGAGGACUAAACUCCAUUAAGUCCCACAUCCAGACUGCUCACUGUGAGGUCUUCCACAAAUGCCCCAGCUGCCCCAUGGCUUUCAAAUCAGGCCCCAUGGCCCAGGCCCACAUCACUACACAGCACCCCACACUAGGGCCUGCCCAAGCCAAGAUGAUAUACAAGUGUGUGAUGUGUGAUACAGUUUUUACCCAGAAGCCCUUGCUCUAUGUCCAUUUUGACACUCAUCUGGCCAAGCAGAAGGUGCACGUCUUCAAGUGUCCUGAUUGCACUAAACUCUAUGCACAGAAAGGGUCUAUGAUGGAGCACAUCAAGACGGCUCACAGGGGUCUUUCAGCGAAGCAGGAAGCUCCCACUACUGCCUCCACACUGGUCACCAGUGCUCCUCCCACCUCUGUUGCUUCUUCCAAACCCAAGUCCUCCAUCAAAACUGAAAGUUCAGAUGGGGAAGAUUGGGCUGGGGAACAGGAGGAUGAACAGGAAGAGGAGGAGCAUGAGGCAGACCAGGAGCACACAGACAACCAGGCUAGUGCUCCUGAAGCUGCGCUCACAAGUGUCUCUGGGGCAGCGCCUUCAGAGUGGAGCUGCAGACAGUGUGAGACUCGCUACUCGGAGCGGGAAGCCUACAUCUCCCACAUGAGGAAGGAGCAUGGCAAGUCAAUGAAGAAGUUCCCGUGCCGCAUGUGUGAGCGCUCGUUCUGCUCUGCCCCCAGCCUGCGGCGCCACGUGCGGGUCAACCACGAGGGCAUCAGGAGAGUCUUCCAUUGCCAGUAUUGCACGGAGGGAAAACGGACGUUCAGCAGCCGACUGAUUCUGGAGAAACACAUACGAGUCCAACACGGAAUUAGAGCACGGGACCAGGAAGCCCGACUGAGCCCUGCCCAGACCCGGAGGCGUGCAGAGUUGGGUCAGACCCGCAGCGAUGGACCAGACAACUCCUCUGAGCAGGAGGGUUGUCGCAGCACCUUGGGGGCCGGCUCUGGCGAGGAAGAAGGAGAAGGAGCAGCAGGCAGUGGAGGCGAGGAGCUUACUGAAGGUGGGAGCCCUGCAAAGAGGGCCAGAGGUGCCGGGCCGAUGCCAGAGGACACCACCUUCCGCUGCGUGCCCUGUGGUUUCUCCACAGAGGACAAGCAGGAGUUUCUGCUGCACAUCCCCCAGCAUCGCACUGAUGGAGGUUCUCUGCAGUGUUCUCAGUGUGGGGCCUGCUUCACCUCCAUCAAUUCCCUCAGCCGCCACCGUUUCAUUACGCACCGUGUGCGAGAUGCCUCUGACCCCACUGGUUCUACCACACAGGCCCGUUCCCCAGCUGGUGCUGAUUUAGCCUCAGCCUCCUCAUCUCCAGGAUCUCCCACCACCUCGCAGCAGGGACAGGAUGCCGAAGGGCGGGUUGGCUGUAGGGUAUGUGGCCGGCGCUUCGACAAAGCCUCCGACCUCAACACCCACUUUCGGACUCAUGGCAUGGCCUUCAUCACCGCUCACAAGACUGACAAACCAGCAUAGAGAGGAGUAAGAGACAGAGACUUUGGGAUGAAAGAUUGGUUAAAUGAAGAGUGGGAUAAUGGAGAGCAGAGAGAUGAAGUUCAUUUAAAGUUAGCUGUCAUCUGUACCAAGGCACUAUGCUGUUCACUUGCAGUCUUGGAAGGCCACAGUCCAGCAGGUUUUAGUUCCACCUGGGCCCUGGACCACUUUGAGUGCUCAGACCUGCUAACUCCUUUUCUAAGGUGUUAGUACUGUAACUCCUUGAUUUGUCGCUGUUGAGGAGCUAGGUUAUGUAGAUGGGUUAAGGACAGUUCCCGCUGAAGUUACUCAAAAAGUGCUGGAUGUUUAUGCAGUGGGAAAGGAAUGUCUGGGAAGGAGCUGGAAAGAUGUGUGAGUCAGGUGUGUUCUGCAAUUCCCACCAUUACUUCGCAAGGCCCAAUAACAAUAACUUCUCGCUGAGCACUUGACGCACACAGGGUGAGAGGAACACAUUUCAGGUGGAUCUCUGUGUGCUCUGUCCUUUUUCUCGUGAUACACUUCACUUUUUUCCAUGUUCAGAUUUAUUCCGAAUUUUCUUCAAUCUGUGCCCUGAUUUGUUUUAAAACUGUACAACAAAUACAGCUACAGAAAGCCUUAAACACUGUGUCCAGACUGCAUAGCGUGUUGUAAUGCAGCCCUGGAAAUUCCCCGGUGCCAUUUAGAGUCCGGGAAUCACACUGUACCACCCGUAGUUUACCCAGUCUGAGGGACAGACAAUAUUUCACAUAGUGCAAAUAUAAAAUAUGUUUAGUUCGAGGGAUGCAGCAUGGUUUUUCUUCCGGAAAAGCGGCCAGUGCCGACGUCCACACUGCAGAAGUUAUCCACAAGAGAAUAUCUUUUAUUUAAAGCAUUGUAGCAUAAAGCAUUAUAAAGUCCAGUAUACAUGAUACUGUAUUAAUAUUUGGUUAUCUAUGGUUAAGGUACAGGAUACUAGGUAAUGUAUGAUUUUAUUAAUGCAUUUCCAUUUGGAUUCAAGCAUUAUUUAUUAGAGAAUUUCAAGCCCUCAUUUUGCCUUCAGCUGAGAUACAUCUCGGUGUUGGGUUUUUGUCAGACACUGUAUUCGUAGUACGAAAGCUGAGUGGAACUAAAACAACAAAUAUAUUUUUUUUGGAUUUUAUUAAGGCAGUCCAUAUUCACAGCGGGAGACAUGUUUUCAGUUUUGCACUUGGAUGGUUAAUUUUAACAUCACUUGAGACAGACAAGGUUCUUGUUUCUUGAAAGCUAUUCUUGCCAGAAAAAUCAAUAGGAUGUUUGCAUUCUCACAUACAUACAAAGGUGUAUUUAUUUGUUAUAAAAACACAAUGUGAAGUAGAUUUGCACUCUAAAUGGGGGGGGGGGGUCCUCACUGUCUCUGUUCCUUACAAGUUUUGACUCAAAAAUGUCCAUGUCCACUCAAGUAGAAUCACAUUCUGUGUAAUUUGUCUUUUAGUGCAGAAUGUAUUAAAAAAGGUGCAGUUGACUGUGAAUUAGCUGUUUUUUUUUUUUUCCUGGAAAGUUAUGUAACAUUUGAAAAAUAUCUUUGUGUGGGUUUGGGUGACCCAGAAUAUCAAUGUGCUUCACAAUGUGGAAACUUCCCUAUAAUUAUUCUCAGUAGCUGUAAAUCAAAAGGAGCUGAGUGUGUUGUAUUUUUAAGUCUACAAGGGAGUUUUUAAAUUGUAUAUUAUAAUGAAAAGUAUUAAGACUUGUUUGGAAACACUGCAGGUAAGGGGGGUGGGGGGGUGUUUAAUAACUGUAAAAGAAAAAAAUUCUUUUUUAUAUUUUUAGUCUCCUUUAGUUACAGAAUCAGUGCUAGUCAUAAACUACAUUUCCUCUAUCCAACUUAAAUGUGUGCCCCUGGAAUGUUUCACAUUUUUUUUUAACCAGAUGUGAUGUUUAUGUAGAAAAAAUAUCUUGUUUCUUUUUGGUUCAUCUGUCUUUGCUUCAUUGCCACUUGGCUGUAAUUAUCAGUUUGCGUAGAAUUAGACCUGGCUGUUUCUGAAAUAAAAUGCAUUAAUAAACGCACUGUUUUCACAGUAGUGUAAUGUGCCCAUUCCUGUGCGAGGAGAUGGCUUGUAGCUGUGUCUGCUGGCUUUCGUGGCAUCAUAGCCAGGUAGCCACAGGAACCCUUUGAUAUUUUGUGUUCUUGCUGUUAUUUAUGGCUCUAUACUUUCUAUCUGUAAAUUUGCAAUGGUUUUAGUAACACUUUCAAGAUACCUGUUGACAGGAUGCUGCACGAGUGUAUUUAUUAAAUUUUCAGAAUUUAGAUAGGUUUAAAAAUAGGGUAAAAUUUAAUUUAAUAGACUAUUCCAGUGUACAUUAAGCAAUCCUGCAAAGACACAGGAUAGUACAACACAACAGCUAUAAGACAUCAUUCCUCACUCUGUGGGUAAACAACUGGCCGACAACCUGAAUGUGCAUUGCUGCAGGUUUGAAAAGGCUGGUCUUACACUUCACACCCACUGCAAUCGACUAUUAACACCUCCUGCCCCCCUCUCCCAUUACUCAAACUGCUCUACUCUAAGGAUCUGUAAAGAGGAUGUGUGCUGGGGUCUUCCAGAAACAGAAGACAAGGAAAGCACCAGGACCUGACGGCAUCUCACCUGCCUGACAAAGUCUGUCCUGACCAGCUGUCACCCAUCUUCACCCAGAUCUUCAAGAGAUCACUGGAGCAAUGCAAAGUCCCCUCCUGCCUCAAACACUCCACCAUCAUCCCAGUCCCAAAGCAAUCCAAGAUUACAAGGCUAAAUGACUACAGACCUGUUGCUUUGACGUUGUAGUCACGAAGUCAUUCGAGAGGCUGGGGUUGGCCUACUUGAAGGACAUUGCUGGACCCCUGCUGGAUCCCCUUCAGUUUGCCUACAGGGAUGAUGACAGUCAACAUGGAACUGCACCUCAACCUGCAACGCCUUGACAGAGGGACUUAUGCAAGGGUCCUAUUCGUGGACUUCAGUUUGGCGUUUAAGACAGUCAUCCCUGACGUCCUUCAGUCAAAUUAAUUAGCAGUUUUCUGUGCUCACUACCAUCUGUCAGUGGCUCACCAACUUCCUGACAGACAGCAAUUGGUGAGGCUAGAGAAAUUCACUUCCAGCACCUGCACAAUCAGCACUGGUGCUCCUCAGGGGUGUGUGCUCUCCCCACUACCGUUCUCCCCGCACACAAAUGACUGUACCUCCAAGGACCCCUCCGUUAAGCUCCUGAAGUUUGCAGACGACACCACAGUUACAGGCCUCAUCCCGGACGGUGACAAGUCUGCGUUACAGGAGGGAGGUUGAACAGCUGCCUGGCUGGUGCAGUCAAAACAUCCUUGAGCUGAACACACUCAAAACAGUGGACAUGAUUGUAGACUUCAAAAGGAACCCCCCUGCACUCCCCCCCGACCAUUCUCAACAGCUCCAUGUCAGCCAUGGAGUCCAUCAGGUUCCUGGGUCCUACCAUCUCCCAGGACCUGAAGUGGGACACCCAUCUU
This is a messenger RNA of Scleropages formosus (Asian bonytongue), 8269 nucleotides long. It is a transcript of the gene znf687b, whose product is annotated as zinc finger protein 687b. NCBI's taxonomy places the organism in Eukaryota, Metazoa, Chordata, Actinopteri, Osteoglossiformes, Osteoglossidae. The record is from RefSeq and is a predicted model, not a curated record. The transcript is spliced from 10 exons. The coding region runs from base 247 to 4806 and encodes 1519 amino acids.